This is a messenger RNA of Vombatus ursinus (common wombat), 6077 nucleotides long. RefSeq names its product ADAM metallopeptidase with thrombospondin type 1 motif 3 (gene ADAMTS3). Gene Ontology annotation, molecular function: metalloendopeptidase activity. Gene Ontology annotation, cellular component: extracellular matrix. The record is from RefSeq and is a predicted model, not a curated record. The coding region runs from base 187 to 3792 and encodes 1201 amino acids. NCBI's taxonomy places the organism in Eukaryota, Metazoa, Chordata, Mammalia, Diprotodontia, Vombatidae. Gene Ontology annotation, biological process: proteolysis; extracellular matrix organization. The transcript is spliced from 22 exons.
GAUAAAAGCUCAAAUUUCAUUUUCGGUGAAGGAAAGCGCAGAAGAGCGAGUCUUUUUUAUUUUUUCCCUUUUUUAAAAAAAAAGAAACUUUUUUUUUUUCGGGUUGUUGUUGUUGCUUCCCCUCCCCCGCCCCCUUUUGGGGAGUUUUGCUUUGCCCAAGUAGUUGAAAAGUGAAAUCGACUCGUGAUGGUCCUCCUGUCCCUUUGGUUGGUAGCAGCUGCUCUGAUAGAGGUUAGGACUUCAGCUGAUGGACAAGCGGGUAAUGAAGGAGUGGUGCGCAUAGAUUUGCCAAAAAAGCCAUCUAGAGAGUACGAGCUGGUCACUCCCAUCAGCACCAACCUCCGGGGGCACUACCUCUCCCACAUUCUUUCUGCAAGUCAUAAAAAGAGAGCACCAAGGGAUGUGUCAUCCAACCCUGAACAAUUGUUUUUCAACGUGACAGCUUUUGGAAGAGACUUUCACCUCCGGCUGAAACCAAACACUCAAUUAGUAGCACCAGGAGCCAUGGUGGAGUGGCAUAAGACCUCUGUGGUCACUGAGGAUAGACCUAGCCAUGUAAAUGAUAGUCAGCCUGGAAGUCAUUCAGAGCAGAUUUGGAAAAGAGAACCUUUAUGGACCAACUGUGCUUAUGUUGGAGACUUAACAGACAUCCCAGGAACUUCUGUUGCCAUUAGCAAUUGUGAUGGUCUGGCUGGAAUGAUAAGGACAGAUGAUGAUGAAUAUUUCAUCGAACCUUUGGAAAAAGGCAAGCAAAAGGAAGAAGAGAAAGGAAGGAUUCACGUGGUAUAUAAGAGACCAUCAGUCAAGCAUGCACCCUUUGACACAUCCAAAGACUUCCUGUCCAGAGGACCUCAGUGGGAGGGCUUUGAUGACCUCGGUGCCAGUUAUGACCACCUUGAACAACAGCUGAAUGAGACAACGAGGCGGCGAAGGCACGCGGGAGACGAUGACCAUAAUAUUGAGGUGCUCUUAGGCGUGGAUGAUUCCGUAGUCCGCUUCCACGGCAAAGAACACGUCCAAAACUACCUCCUGACGCUCAUGAACAUCGUGAAUGAAAUUUACCAUGAUGAGUCACUUGGGGUACAUAUUAAUGUUGUGCUGGUACGCAUGAUAAUGCUGGGUUAUACCAAGUCUAUCAGCCUCAUAGAGAGAGGAAAUCCAUCCCGGAGUCUGGAGAAUGUAUGCCGCUGGGCAUGUCAGCAGCAGAAGUCAGAUCCCAAUCAUCCUGAACACCACGAUCAUGCCAUUUUUCUAACGAGGCAAGACUUUGGCCCUGCUGGCAUGCAAGGGUAUGCACCAGUCACAGGAAUGUGUCAUCCAGUAAGAAGCUGUACCUUAAAUCAUGAGGAUGGUUUUUCAUCAGCCUUUGUAGUGGCCCAUGAAACUGGCCAUGUGUUAGGAAUGGAGCAUGAUGGUCAAGGAAACAGGUGUGGUGAUGAGACAGCCAUGGGAAGUGUUAUGGCUCCAUUGGUACAAGCAGCAUUUCAUCGCUAUCACUGGUCCCGGUGCAGUGGCCAGGAAUUGAAAAGAUACAUACAUUCCUAUGACUGUCUUCUUGAUGACCCUUUUGAACACAAUUGGCCCAAACUCCCAGAACUACCAGGAAUCAAUUAUUCUAUGGAUGAACAAUGUCGCUUUGAUUUUGGCGUUGGAUACAAAAUGUGUACUGCGUUCCGAACCUUUGACCCAUGUAAACAGCUAUGGUGUAGCCAUCCUGAUAAUCCCUACUUCUGUAAGACUAAGAAAGGACCCCCACUUGAUGGGACUGAGUGUGCUCCUGGAAAAUGGUGCUACAAGGGUCACUGCAUGUGGAAGAAUGCCAAUCAAGAGAAGCAGGAUGGAAACUGGGGGUCCUGGACCAAAUUUGGCUCCUGUUCUCGUACAUGUGGGACAGGUGUUCGCUUCAGGACACGUCAGUGCAAUAACCCAAUGCCAAUCAAUGGUGGUCAGGAUUGCCCUGGCGUUAAUUUUGAGUACCAGCUCUGUAACACUGAAGAGUGCUCGAAGCUCUUUGAGGAUUUUCGAGCCCAGCAGUGCCAGCAGCGGAACUCCCACUUUGAGUAUCAGAACAGCAAACACCACUGGCUGCCCUUCGAGCACGUGGAUGCCAACAAAAGAUGCCACCUUUACUGUCAAUCCAAAGAGAUGGGAGAUGUUGCUUAUAUGAAACAGCUGGUGCACGAUGGAACCCGUUGUUCUUACAAAGACCCAUACAGCAUCUGUGUGCGAGGAGAGUGUGUGAAAGUGGGCUGUGAUAAAGAGAUUGGUUCCAAUAAGGUUGAAGAUAAAUGUGGAGUCUGUGGAGGAGAUAAUUCUCAUUGUCGCACCGUGAAAGGAACAUUUACCAGAACUCCCAAGAAGCCUGGGUACCUUAAGAUGUUUGAUAUUCCCCCUGGUGCUAGACAUGUGUUAAUACAGGAAGACGAAGCUUCUCCUCAUAUCCUUGCUAUCAAGAACCAGGCAACAGGGCAUUACAUUUUAAAUGGCCGAGGGGAGGAAGCAAAGUCUCGGACAUUCAUCGAUUUAGGUGUGGAAUGGAACUACAACAUUGAAGACGACAUUGAGACUCUUCACACUGAUGGGCCUUUACAUGACUCUGUCAUUGUUUUGAUUAUUCCUCAGGAGAAUGACACUCGUUCCAGUUUGACAUACAAGUAUAUCAUUCAUGAAGACUCAGUGCCCACCAUUAACAGCAAUAAUGUAAUCCAGGAAGAAUUAGAUACUUUUGAGUGGGCUUUGAAGAGCUGGUCCCAGUGCUCAGAACCUUGUGGCGGGGGUUCUCAGUAUACCAAAUAUGGGUGCCGCAGGAAGAGUGAUAAUAAAAUGGUGCAUCGCAGCUUCUGUGAAGCCAGCAAAAAGCCAAAACCCAUUCGUAGAAUGUGCAAUCUUCAGGAGUGCACACAUCCUCUCUGGGUGGCCGAUGAAUGGGAACAUUGUACCAAAACUUGUGGAAGUUCUGGGUAUCAGCUCCGCACAGUACGAUGCCUUCAGCCUCUCCAGGACGGAACCAACCGCUCCGUGCAUAGCAAGUACUGUCUAGGAGAGCGUCCCGAGACCCGAAGACCAUGUAACAGAUUGCCAUGCCCCUCUCAAUGGAAAACAGGGCCCUGGAAUGAGUGUUCGGUAACUUGCGGUGAAGGAACAGAGACAAGACAAGUCAUCUGCAAGACUGGAGACCAAUGUAAUGGCGAAAAACCCAUCUCAGUGAGAGUCUGUAAGCUUGCUGCUUGUAAUGAUGAGCCAUGCUUGGGAGACAAGUCAAUCUUUUGUCAAAUGGAGGUGCUGGCACGGUAUUGUUCUAUUCCAGGUUAUAACAAACUCUGCUGUGAGUCUUGCGGCAAGCGUGGUAGUACGCUUGCCCCACCCUACCUUACAGAUGCUGCUGAAACUAGUGAUGGUGCAAUUUAUCACCCCAGUGACUUCCCUAGAUCCUUAGUAAUGCCAACACCUCUGACACCUUAUCGGGUGGGACCGACAAUUAAGAAGAAAUCUCCGAGUAAGAUGCCUUCUACUGAAGAGAACUCACAUGUAUACACAGACAAUAAACCUAAUGGUGCUAACAUCCCCCAGAGAAGAGCUCCCCAACCAGAGAGCAAGACCUUGAGACCUGACCAAGAACCAUCCUCACCUUCUCCCAAAGGUCAGAGUUUCGAUUCCUCUUCUCAGGUGGCAUCUCCUCCAGUGGCAAUAAAUGCGUCCUCAGGUGCUUUAUCUCCAGUGAGAACCUCAAGGAAGAAUGAGAAGACAACUGACAAGAGACAUCCUUUAAGACCAUCCACAGUGGAAAGAUGAGAAAACUCAUUUGGAAAGGGUGGAAACCAUAGAAAAUUCUGGACACCCCAUGGUGCAUAUUGCUUUUGUUGAAAGCAGAACUCUCCACAGGUCAUCAACUCAUUCAUUUUACGUGUAAAUGGAAGAGUGAAAAGUGCUGGUUCACUUUCUAACUGCUUUCAUUCUCCAUUGUCUGAUUAGCUUGAAUUCAUUGGAAGAAGGCACCAAAGAUUUUUAGCAGAAGUGAAAGUGAGUUGCUGAGUGUAUCAGCCUUUCCCUUACUCAGAAAAGGGCGGCUGCAACCAAUUUUGCACGUCAGCUGAUUUUUUAUUCUUUAAAAAAUCACAUGUAAAAAAAUAAACCAGAGGUAUGAAAUGUUUACAUGUCCACAGAAUAUUUUGGAAAUGGAACAAGAGAAUCCAUAAGACUUGUAUUCCUAUUUAUCUAUAUAACAGAUAUUAUAUGAGCAAAUUUGCAGCUGUUGUGUAAAUACUGUAUAUUGCAAAAUCAGUAUUAUUUUAAGAGAUACGUUCUCAAACAAUUGUUUACUCUAUUACAUUUCUAAAUAUUCUAGGUGCCAGCCAUUGCGUACUGACUGCCUUAUUGACAUUCCACCAAUUGAUUUUAAAACAGCCCGUGUUAUAGAGGACAUCCAGUUUGAUACGAAUUGGAGAGAACUGGAAAUGCAACGGGUUUGAUUGGGUCAACGAUGUGAUGCUUUAAAAAAAAUUAAACAUGAGAUAUAGAAAUUCCAGUCCAAAAUAGCAUUGAAAGUCCGUGGACAGUCACAGGCAAUAGAGAAAGCUCUAAAUGCGGAUGUUCCUGUGUGUAAGCCAAGCAGAGCUUGACCAUCUUGGUUUCACCAAGCACUAUGUGAGUUUGGGUAGCCAUGUGUCUUCCCAUUUUUCAUGCUUUUCCCAGGAAAUCUAAACAGCUUAUGUUCUGAGGUCUGGAGAGUAGUCAUCUGGGUACUUGAUAAACUGUGACAUUCACAAUGGGAAGAGGCACUUGUUUGACCCCUGCAAGUCGAGAAAAGCAUCACUAGUUCAAAAGAGGCAUUCAUGUGCAUUGCCAAGAGCACGUGGCAAAAGCAGGGCUUGGGAGAGAGAGGACAUUUGAGAAAACAUCAGUUAAAAGAUGAAAUGGAGACAUGGAUUCAGAACAAUUUGUGAUAGCACCCACUAUUAUUCAUCUAAGUGCAAAUCCAAUAACAUAUGAAUAAUUUGUGUCCAUCAUCACCUUUCCUACCAGAAAGUCAACCACACUAGCUAGCAGAUGUAAAGUACGUGUAUAUAGAAUUCAGAACUGAAGAUAUUUAUUAAAAGUUGAUGUUUUCUUGAUAGUAUUUUUAUGUAAUAAAUAUUUACACUAAUAGCAGUGACAUUGUGGUAAAAAAAAUAGAGAGAUCUAAUUAGAAACAUAUGUUAUACUGUAUACCUAGAACAGAAAUUUAAGCUAACUAAACUACUGUAGUUGAAUCCUUGAACUUAAUUUGAGAAGAAAAAAAUCUCACGGUGACGACAAACAUCUCACAUUUUUAAAGUUAGUUGAUCAAAUUUUGAUGAGACUCACCUUCAAAAAAUCAAAAAACAACCAUCAACCAAAAAAUGCUUCAUCCUAUGACAACCUAAGAUGAAAAUACAGUUCAACAAAAUGGUGAAUUCAUAGUAUUAAAUGGGGCUGUGACCUAGAUUAUGGUUGAAUGAGUUGCAUUUUGGAAAGUAAGAGAGAGAAUGACAAGUUUAAGAACUGUGAUUUUCCAGAUCAGCUGGUUGAGCAGAGAUCCAUACCCCAUCUAUCAGUGCAGGCAUACCUAACGUAAACUCGAAUGGAGCUUGGUUAAUACCAGAAAGACUGGGAAAUGUGUGGCUCAUGGUGCUCUUUCUCAUGUGGACUUUGUAAGCUAGCCCACUCAACAUUAACUCAGUACCUCUCACAAACUGCUGCUGCUUUAUGCAAGCCAUCUGAAGGUCAAAGUAAUUUAAUGAGCUGUAGAUUUUGUGUUUUUUUUUUAAAGAUCGUCCCUGAGCCUCAAGCAGACCAAUAAGAUGUUUAUUUUUUCCUCAUGCUGGUCCAGAAACACAACUCUCUCUAUGAUGCUGAGAUGUCAGCAUUUGUCUAUAUACACAGGGGCAUAUGCAGGUCUAUGUGGGCAUACAUGCACCUCCAAUAAAGAUGUACAUAUUAUUUCCAUUCCAAAUCUGUAGACUUUCUUUUGUACCAAGCUCAAAUUUCUUGUUCAUAGAAGUGUACACUACUGAUGCUAUUUGUUGUAUUGGGGAGCAUGUAGCAAUAAAAAUGUUAAC